AUGAACACAGCCAUUUUAGAUGAGGACUGUGGUCUGGAGCUUACUUUCCUGCUGGACAGCUCUGAGAGUGCCAAGGAGAACCAUGAGCAGGAGAAGCGCUUUACCAUGGAUGUGGUGGACAGGCUCCAGGCCGCCCGUCUGCAGACGGGACGCAGUCUGAGCUGGAAGGCGGCCCUGCUGCAGUACAGCAGUCACGUCAUCAUCGAGCAGACCUUCAAGCAGUGGAGGGGCAGUGACAACUUCAAGUCCCACAUCACCCCCAUUGUCUACAUCGGCCACGGUACCUACACCACCUACGCCAUCACCAACAUGACCAAGAUGUACCUGGAGGAGUCCAGCCCAGACAGCAUCAAGGUGGCCAUGCUGCUCACUGACAGCAUCUCCCACCCCAGGAACCCAGACAUCUUCUCAGCUGCCGCCGAUGCCAAGAACCAAGGGGUGAAGUUCUUCACGGUGGGCAUCACCCGUGCAGCCAACGAGUCAACCAACGUGGCCCAGCUGCGUUUGUUGGCCAGCUCUCCUGCCUCCCGAUACCUCCACAACCUGCAGGAUAUUGACAUUGUGGAGAAAGUCCUCAAAGAAAUUGUGAGUAUGAUCUGACUUGCAUUGCUUCUCAAGAAACACAAUGUUGGGUAGUGAUGAUGACACAAUGACACAGUUGUGAUUUACAUGUAAUCAGAGUUGAAUUACACGUUGCAACCAAACUCAUCUCAGGAGGGAUUUUUAACCAUCAUACUACCAACUACCAUGUUUUACAUACAUGGAUUAUCAACUUAGUUCAUUUUGAUCCCAAGGAGAAACUAUUGGAAAAAGCAACAAUCAUAGCAAAAAAUCUACUUAAUUCUUAUUAAAAUAUCAUUAGACAUGUAAAUAAUGUUAUCUGAUAAAUGUUAUCUGAUAAAUGUUUCCCUUAAAUAAUGUGCAGCUUUUUUCCAAAGUACAAUCCACAUAAGUACAAAAAAAAACAGAUUUACCAUCAUUUGAUUGUAGUAUCAUUUCGUUUUUAGAAUUAUUGUCAUAUUUGUGUGGUAAAAACGACUGCCAAAAUUUGAAAUAUACUUAAUUAUAUUGACAUAAAGUGAUUCAUCCAUUGAUCCUGAGAGACAAUGACCAAAAAAUGUGGCUUAGUUUUCUUUAUUUACUUACCCCACAGCCAGCAUUAGCAUCGCUGCUAGUGAAACAAUGGGAGUGGUAUUGCCAAGGACAGCAUGCCCAAAUCCUCAGUCACUUCAAACCAAAUUUUACAGCAACCACAUUUAUAUAUAUUUUUUAUUUAACUAGGCAAGUCAGUUUAGAACAAAUUCUUAUUUACAAUGACGGCCUACACCUGCCAAACCCGGAUGACGCUGGGCCAAUUGUGUGUGCCAAUCACGGCCGGUUGUGGAAUCAAACCAGGGUGUCUGUAGUGACACCUCAAGCACUGAGAUGCAGUGCUUUAGACCGCUGCGUCACUUGGGAGCCCCAAAUACCAUAACAAGUUGCACAUAUAGAAUAGUAGAGGAUAUUAUAGGAAUUCUAUUUAUAUAACAUUUCCCGUAGAAUAUUUGUUUUAGAAGAAUACACACCAAUACAGCACUAUUUAUACAUUCAGAGGGUAGCUGGUUCUGUAUUACAGUUCUACCAAGUAUGCAUACCGCUGACCGACUUUUAUGAGCUGUUUUGACUGCAACUAAGCAUAUAUGUAAGGUAAUUUAGAUUUUGUACAUGGUCAUACAUAGUUAUAUCCAGUUAUGACCAUAGGCAAGUACAUGAGGUCCUUAAUUUCUGCAGGUGAUCUGUCUAUCUGGUCAAAAUCACUGAUACAGGUCCCUCUCCGUCCUCUGAGGAUAUGUCUAACUUAAUAUUAUAUCUCCAGAGAAUCCAAGAUUCAAAUAAAUACUUUUUUAGAUUUGCCCUAGAAUAACUACUUUUCGGAGAAUACACAUCAAUACAGCUCUCUAUGUAGAUUCAGAGUGUAUCGGAGUUCUGUAUUGCAGUUCUAUCAAGUAUUUAUACCAUUGGCAGACCUUUUAUACCAUUGGCAGAAGUUCAUAUGCAAAAAAAUAAGGUAACUUUGGUUUUGUACGCAGUCAUACAAUACAUGGUAUAGAAAAGUACAAUCUUAGGCGAGUAAAUGGGGAGUUAUAUCUCUGCAGAUGAUCUGUCUAUCUGGUCAAAAUCACUGAUACAGGUCCCCCUCCAGCCUCUAUAACACUGAACAAAAAUAUAAACGCAACAUGCAACAAUUUCAAAGCUUUUACUGAGUUACAGUUCAUAUAAGUUAAUCAGUCAAUUGAAAUACAUUCAAUAUGCCCUAAUCUAUGGAUUUCACAUGACUGGGAAUACAGAUAUGCAUCUGUUGGUCACAGAUACCUUAAAAGAAAAGUAGGGACGUGGAUCAGAAAACCAGUCAGUACCUGGUGUGACCACCAUUUGCCUCAUGCAGCACGACACAUCUCCUUUGCAUAGAGUUGAUCAGACUAUUGAUUGUGAAUGUUGUCUCACUCCACUUCAAUGUCUGUGCGAAGUUGCUGGAUAUUGGCGGGAACUGGAACACGCUGUCGUACACAUUGAUCCAGAGCAUCCCAAACAUGCUCAAUGGGUGACAUGUCUGUUGAGUAUGCAGGCCAUGGAAGAACUGGGAAAUGUUCAGCUUCCAGGAAUUAUGUACAGAUCCUUGCGACAUGGGGCCGUGCAUUAUCAUGCUGAAACAUAAGGUGAUGGCGGCGGAUGAAUGGCACGACAAUGGGCCUCAGGAUCUCGUCACAGUAUCUCUGUGCAUUCAAAUUGCCAUCGCUAAAAGGCAGUUGUGUUCGUUGUCCGUAGUUUAUACCUGCCCAUACCAUAACCCCACCGCCACCAUGGGGAACUCUGUUCACAACGUUGACAUCAGCAAACCUCUCACCCACACAACGUCUGCCAUCUGCCCGGUACAGUUGAAACCGGGAUUCAUCCAUGAAGAGCACACUUCUCCAGCCUGCCAGUGGCCAUCGAAGGUGAGCAUUUCCCCUCUGAAAUCGGUUAUGACGCUGAACUGCAGUCAGGUCAAAACCCUGGUGAGGACGGCGAGCACACAGAUGAGCUUCCCUGAGACGGUUUCUGACAGUUUGUUCAGAAAUUAUUCGGUUGUGCAAACGCACAGUUUCAUCAGCUGUCCGGGUGGCUGGUCUCAGACGAUCCCACAGGUGAAGAAAACCGGAUGUGGAGGUCCUUGGCUGGGGUGGUUACACGUGGUCUGGGGUUGAAAGGCCGGUUGGACGUACUGCCAAACUCUCUAAAAUGACGUUGGAGCCGGCUUAUGGUAGAGAAAUGAACAUUCAAUUCUCUGGCAACAGCUCUGGUGGACAUUCCUGUAGUCAGCAUGCCAAUUGCAUGCUCCCUCAAAACUUGAGACAUCUGUGGUAUUGUGUUGUGUGACAAAACUGCACAUUUUAGAGUGGCCUUUUAUCAUGCUGUUUAAUCAGCUUCUUGAAAUGCUACACCUGUCAGGUGGAUGGAUUAUCUUGGCAAAGGAGAAAUGCUCACUAACUGGGAUGUAAACAAUGUGUGCACAACAUUUUAGAGAAAUAAGCUUUUUGUGCGUAUGGAACAUUUCUGGGAUCUUUUAUUUCAGCACAUGAAACACUUUACAUGUUGCGUUCAUAUUUUUGUUCAGUAUAGUGAAACAUGGGACCGGUGUGUGAAGAGGGGAGGCAGAAAUAUGAUACAUUAUGCUAGAGUUUACUAGUCCUGUAAUCUAGUUGUAAAUGUACAUGGUUUUGGUAUGUUUUGGAUGGUAUAUGAUUGUCUCUAACUGUUUUAUCUCUCUCUACACAGACUGACCUGGCUGAUGAAGGGGUAGGUACUAUUACAUUUUGAUGCGUUGAAAUGCUAUCCUCAUUCAACAAAUACAUAAUCAAGUUCAGGGACACUGCAUGGUCAUAUACAGUUACAUGUUGAUUCUGAAACCAUGCCUUGCCUUUUUGAAGUGUCCCCUGUCAAAACUAUGUGCCUGUGAGAAGGGCGAGAGAGGACUCAGUGGUUUAGCCGUAAGUACUUUCAGUCUUUCCUUUCCAAACACACUCCAAUCACAGAACACUUUUCCUUUUAAAUUUAAGAAGGUGAUUUAUUCCUGAAGGCCUGAAUUCAAUUAAAAGUUCUAAAGAGGAUUCUUACAUGGUUCUGAUAUUGUGGGUAAUUGCUUGGUUUUGGAUACUUACAAUAAUUGCUUGCUUUUUUCUAAGCACACCCUGUGGUCAGAGAAAACUGUCUUUCUUACAUCUUCAUUACCAGAAUUCUGAAAAUACUCUGAAUGAUACAGGACAAGACAGGUUUUGGGUUGUUUUUCUCAAUUAAUUUCCUAUAAGCCUCAGUUGCUAAUUUUCCUUGCCUGUCCCGGCAAGUUAUUGCACAUUUCCCUUCCCACAUAAGAUGUCCCCCGUGGAAACCAUGGGCAUCCUAUGAAUACCUUUACCCCCAAUAAAACAGGACCUUUGCCAUCAGAAAAAGCACUUACUACCUUCAUUGUCAGCUAGUCAGAGAUGGAGAAUGUUGAAGGGGGCUUAAAGUGUUAGAUUAGGUUCUUCUACAUCAUCAGAACAGACUAGAGGCCCCCCUCUGGAUGGAUGACAGCCAUGUUAUUGUCAGGGUCCUCAGCGUCUGACAGUUAGUCUUGUGCUGACAGACAGCUGCAUGAUCAUUACCCAGGUGCUUUCUCUACAGAGAGAGUCCUUACAUUCUUACACUGAGACUUAAAGGGUCUCAUAAUUGCUCUCAUUAGUUUAACCCGCGAUUAGCUGCGGAUGGCAACCGCCACACGCUGUCCAUGUGCCGCAUGGCAACCUGACCCCUCACCUUUUGGCCAAGCAACAACAUGUCCAUCCUUGACUUCUACCAUGAUACACCCCAAUACACAGACACAGACACAAAAAGCCACCCCACUUGUGACCACAGGUCCUUUUACCACCCGCACUAAGCAAACAAUACCGACUCCCUCAGGGAAACUAUGCUUCUCUUUCACUUUGCCCUUCUAUAGCCAGUGAUGGCUUAUCUCCCACUGACUUGCUGCAGAUAAUUUGCAAAGGAUAGUGGCCUUUCGUCAGACAUGUUUUGUUUUAAAGUGAGUUAAAUGAAUCUUGUAUUGUUCCUUCAUUCCACAGGGGAAGAAGGGUCGCCCAGGAGAAGAUGGAGUCCCUGGUCUUAAAGGAUCGAAGGUCUUUGAUUUGUUAUGAUUCUUUAAAAUAAUUUAAUUGAUUUACAUACCUGUUGUGUUCCUGAUGUCUCUCUAAAAUGCAAGAUACAGCAAAUGUCCAUGUACUUUUUUUUGUAUAGACAUACUGUAUAUUCCUAAUACUAUGAGUAAUCUAAAUUAAAUAGCUCCAGUGUGUACUGUGUAAAUAAUAUACUGCCAUGUUCUCCUUUCUUUUUAGGGAGAGGGAGGACUAAGUGGACUUCCAGGUCGGGACGGCAGAGAGGUGAGUGAUACACUUAAACAUUUAGUACUUUUGCGGAUAUCCAGACAUCUAUGAAUACAGAUGUAGGAUGAGAACUUUCCUGCAAUGCAGGAAAUGUAAAAUGUGUAGUGUAUCUGAAGUUUAAAAAGGCUUCUGAAGUUUGUCAUUUCCACUUUGAAAUUUCAUACUUGAUUUUCCCUUACGAAAAAUGUAUCAACUUAACUUAUCAAUUUAUAAUAAUCCACAUAAUAAUUCACAUUUCCUGUUGCUGCAGCAAUAUCCUACAUCUGUAUAUUGAUUAAGCAUUUAUCAAUGUACGUACAGCUGUUGCUCACAAUCUAACCUAUUAUACUGUGUUUAUUUGCAGGGAAAACCUGGUUACAAAGGAGAGAGGGUUUGUCUUUCAAGUUGCCAUUAAUAUUUAUGUUAUUUUGAAACUACAGUACAUUCAUAUGACAUAUUGCUUUCCAUUACACAGGGUGAGAGAGGCGAGUGUGGCACUCCAGGAAUUAAAGGAGACAGGGUAUGUAUGAAUAAUCCGCCUUAUCUGCUCUCUGUGUCAUGCUUUAGUUCUAUUGGUCAUACUACAGGUUGAUUUAUACAGUACCUUUAUUUACUGUUUCAUUGAAUGUCCACUCCCAGGGUCCUGAGGGUCCAAUGGGCGCCAGAGGAGUCAGAGGUCUCCAGGUGGGUAAACUACAGCGACAUGUACCUAGAAAAUGCCCAUAUUCAGAUCAAAGUGUUAUACCUUUGUGAAACUCCUGUAUAAACACAUAUAUACUCACUCCAUGCUCCAUUCCCCUCCCACACAUACACACACACACACACACAAUGUAGUUGAUAAUGUGUGUAAUCUCUUCCCAGUAAUUUAGCAUCCGUAUCUGGGUAGCCUUCACUUUAUAUCCAGAUGUGAAUUGUGUCCUCCAGCACAGCAGCAGACAGGUACCUUUGUUAAGGAGUGUUCUUUGUUCCUCCUCAGGGUUUACCCGGACCACAGGGUGACAUUGGACCCGAGGGCCCUCAUGGAAAGAAGGUUAGUAAGAAGACACCUCAUACUUACCUCAUCACACACAUCUGCUGUCACCUGUACACUUCCUUUUAAUAGAACUGUAAAAGAGAGAUUCCUGCCACCUGCUCUACUACCUGGGAGUUGAGGGGCGUGUCUCUCUCCCUUAAUAGGCACCUGUGGAAGAUAUUGGCCCGGUGUCAGUACCUUCCCCUUCAUUAAUUCAGCAGUGUGGGGAUUAAUGCUAGUUUUCACAUUCACACGCAGGUUCAGUUAAUGGCAGGAGUUCUGUUUCUAAAUAUACAGUACACUAGGAACUGCCUAAAGCACUGUCAACCUCCUUGCCAGUCCUCUAUAAGGGAUUGUCAAGCCACUGACUAACAGCUAUGAAAAGUCAAAUGUUCUCUCUCCGUCCUCUCUGGGCAGCUUUAAAAAUAAAGUAAAAAACAGUUUGAUGUCUUCUGUGCCCAUAUGAAUGACCCCUAUGAUGUAACUGCAAUGAUGAGAUAGAUGUUCUUCUUCUCUGUUAUUUGUUUUCUUAUCUCGUUGUCAUACUGUAUUCAACCGUCUUGGAUCUUGCCUAGCCAUCUUGUCUCAAGAGGACCACAAUGGAAAUAAGUCCCAGACUUUAUUGUGUGUUAUCCUCGAUGAUUUUACUCAUGUGCAUGUAUGGCUUUUUCAAGUUUUAUGUGUGCUUGUUUUUAAAAAUGGUUGAAUUAUUAAACUAAACUAAGCUGUCCGUUGGAAAGAGCUAAAAUAGGGUAAACACUUAGAAUGUCAAAGAUAGAUGUUGCUCCCAUAAUAUGAGUAUGUUAGCAGCUGAGAGAAUGGGUCACAUAAUUUUCUUGUGACUUAUCUCUUACUAAUUGAAUCAGCCCUACCAUCAAAUAAUAUGUUUCAAAAGUGAAUGGAUUAUUGUGGAAAGAGCAAUGUUUAUAGUCUACCCUGUUAUUAGUCUUGUUUAUAGUCUACCCUGUUAUUAGUCUUGUUUAUAGUCUACCCUGUUAUUAGUCUUGUUUAUAGUCUACCCUGUUAUUAGUCUUGUUUAUAGUCUACCCUGUUAUUAGGAAUAUGUUUUAAGAAAGGAAUGUAAGGUGUUGUCAUUUAAAUGAGGUCAAAUGGGAUGGUUACGUUGGUAUGGAAGUAUGGAAUGAAACGUGUGAGAGAUCUGCCUUGCUUUGGGAAAACUUUUUAAGUGGUUAUCUCAGCUUUCUUCUUGACAGGCUCCACUUCUUUGUUGUUUCUUGUUUAGGAUGAAAUCUCUCCUAAAUCGUGAGUAAAUGUCAUGAUUCCUGCAAACUCUGCAGCGAACCAUUGCCUCCAUUAAAAUAGCUCUUAAUUGUUUUGAGACUGGAUGUCUGGCUAUAGGAUGUGCCUGACUUGUUUUAAUUUGUAGGGGCAAAAUAGUUUUCCCACUUUUCCAUGUACAGUACAGUUCAGACAAUAGCUCCCCACUGGGUAUACACUGGUUGAAUCAACGUUGUUUCAACAUCAUUUGUCAGCGUAUUGUGACAUGGAAUCAACAUGGAAAAUACAUUGGAUUUGAAAAAGUUAUCAACCAGUACUGUUUUCAUCUUAUUUCAACCAGCUUUGUUAACAUUGAAAUUAGGGUAAAACUUCAACUUAAAUACAUUGACUUAACAGGUUGUUACAGUGUCUUCAGAAAGUAUUCACACCCGUUGACUUUUUCAAAAUGUUGAUGUGUUACAGCCUGAAUUUAAAAUGGAUUAAAUUGAGAUUUGUUUUGUCACUGGCCUACACACAAUAUCCCAUAAUGUCAAAUGAAAAGCUGACAUGUCUUGAGUCAAUAAGUAUUCAACCCCUUUGUUAUGGCAAGCCUAAAUAAGUUCAAGAGUAGACAUGUGCUUAACAAGUCACAUAAUAAGUUGUGUGCAAUAAUAGUGUUUAACAUGAUUUUUGAAUGACUACCUCAUCUCUGUACCCCACACAUACUGUAAAAUUAUCUGUAAGGUCCCUCUGUCGAGCAGUGAAUUUCAAACACAGAUUCAACCACAAAGACCAGGUUUUCCAAUGCCUUGCAAAGAAGGGCACCUAUUGGUAGAUGGGUAAAAAUAAGUUGACUGACUGAAAGGCAACUUGCCUUAGUUCUAUUGUCUACAUGCAACGUUCAGACAUGGCUGCAACAGAGAAUGAACUUACUUUUGGAUCAGAUUCAGGUUUCUACACUGAAUCUCCUCUAGUGUCUCUGCCACAGCUAGGGCCUGCUGGGCAUUAAACUCUUCUGCCAUUAGCAGUGCUGUACUCUCCAGCCUGAAAGAGAAGUGGUUAGUGUCUUCAGAAAGUAUUCACACCCCUUGACUUUUUUCACAUUUUGUUGUGUUACAACCUGAAUUUAAAAGGGAUUAAAUUGAGAUGUGUCAAUGAUAUACACACAAUACCCCAUAAUUUCAAAGUGGAAUUAAGUUUUAGAAAUGUUUACAAAUGAAAUAUAAAAAAUAUAAAGCUGAAAUCUCUUGAGUCAAUAAGUAUUCAACCCCCUUGUUAUGGAAAGCCUAUAUAACUUCAGGAAUAAAAAUGUGCUUAACAAGUCAUAGAAUAAGUUGCAUGGACUCGCUCUGUGUGCAAUAAUGGUGUUUAACAUUAUUUUUGAAUGACUACCCCAUCUCUGUACCCCACACAUACAAUUAUCUGUAAGGUCCCUCAGUCGAGCAGUGAAUUUCAAGCACAAAUUCAACGUCAAAGACCAGGAAGGUUUUCCAUUGCCUCGCAAAGAAGGGCAUUGAAUAUCCAUUGAGCAUGGUGAAGUUAUUAAUUACACUUUGGAUGGUGUAUCAAUACACCCAGUCACUACAAAGACACAAGUGUCCUUCCUAACUCAGUUGGCGGAGAGGAAGGAAACCGCUCAGGGAUUUCACCAUGAGGCCAAUGGUGACUUUAAAACAUUUACAGAGUUUAAUGGCUGUGAUAGGAGAAAACUGAGGAUGGAUCAACAACAUUGUAGUUACUCCACAAUACUAACCUAAUUGACAGAGUUAAAAGAAGGAAGUCUGUACAGAAUAAUAAUAUUCCAAAACAUUCAUCCUGAUUGCAACAAGGCACUAAAGUAAUACUACAAAGAAUUUGGCCAAGCAAUUAACUUUUUGUCCUGAAUACAAAGUGUUAUGUUUAGGACAAAUCCAAUACAGUACCACUCUCCAUAUUUUCAAGCAUAGUAGUGGCUGCAUCAUGUUAUGGGUAUGCUUGUAAUUGUUGAGGACUGGGGAGUUUUUCAGGAUAAAAAAUAAACUGAAUGGAGCUAAACACAGGCUAAAUCAUAGAGGAAAAACUGGUUCAGUCUGCUUUCCACCAGAUACUUGGAGAUGAAUUCACCUUUCAGCAGGACAAUAACCUAAAACACAAGGCCAAAUAUACACUGGAGUUACUUACCAAGAGAGUGUUCCAGAGUGGCCAGGUUACAGUUUUUACUUAAAUCUACUUGAAAAUCAAUGGCAAGACCUGAAAAUGGCUGUCUAGCAAUGAUCAACAACUCAUUUGACAGAGCUUGAAGAAUUUUGAAAAGAAUAAUGGGCAAAUGUUGCACAAUCCAGAUGUGGAAACUCUUAGAGACUCACAGCUGUAAUCGCUGCCAAAGGUGCUUCUGCACCUUGACUCGGGGUGUGAAUACUUAUGUAAAUUACAUGUUUUUGUAUUUCAUUUUCAAUACAUUUGCAAACAUUUCUAAAAACAUGUUUUCACUUUGUCAUUGUGGGGUAUUGUGUGUAGAUGGGUGAGAGAAAAAAAUAUUGAAUCCAUUUUUAAUUCAGGCUGUAACACAACCAAAUGUGGAAUAAGUUAAGGGGUAUGAAUACUUUCUUAAGGCACUCAAUCUAAUUUCAACAUAAUCAUCAGAACUUUGUAUAAAUUGAAAUUGCAUUGAAUAUUCCACAUAGAAACGUAAAAAUAUUUUUAAUCCUAUAUUCAAUAUACUGUAUAUUGGGUAGUUUAAAUUAUGUUGAAUUUUAGAUUUGAUUAGACAUAUUUUAUUUGACCUUGUUUCAAUGUUGAUAGUAAAAUGGUUUGUUUGAAUCAAUGUAAUUGUUUCAACGUCAUGAUAUCAACCUAAAUAAAGAGGUAUAUUGAAAUAAAAUGGGAAGCCAAAGUCCAAACAUUUCUGCCUGAACAGUGACUCAUACUGGUAUAUGAUGGGUAAUGCACUUCAGUGAGAACAAUCAUUAGAAGUAGUUACCAUUAUCCCUAUAAAAAGAAUGCAAAAUUCAUGAUAUUAAUAAAAGUUUACCUUCUAUAUUGUAUUUUAUAUAUGUUAUUCAUAAACUUCUAAAAAUCCAAUCAACCAUGGAUGAAUGAUAGUAUACCUAGCUUCGUGUUGAAAUUAUCCUUUGGGCAAAUCAGAUUUCAAUGUAGCAUACUGUAUAUAAACCCAACAAAUUUACUUUCACAUACAGCUUGUAGAAGAAAAGCUAAAGAAGUUACUUUCAACUAUUCAAUGUUAUUUAGGUAGUCUAUGCAAAUGAGUAUGGAAGCUGAUCAAUGUCUAAAUGUGUUGACAUGAUAGCUCAACUGAAUCAAAAAGCUUGUUUCCAAAGCUAAGCAGGUUACAUAGAGGUAGCCUGGUGGGUAGGAGUGUUGGGCCAGUAACCGAAAGGUUACUGGAUCGAAUCCCCGAGCUGACAAGGUAAAAAUAGGUUGUUCUGCCCCUGAGCAAGGCCACUGUUCCCUGGGCGCCGAUGAUGUCGAUGAAGGCAGCCCCCUGCACCUUUCUGAUUCAGAGGGGUUGGGUUAAAUGCAGAAGACACAUUUCAGAAGAAUGCAUUCAGUUGUACAACUGACUAGUUAUUUUCCUUUAAUCUGGAUGGUAGACUCGUUCUCACUGAAGUGCAUUACCCAGUCAAUGUUGUUCAGGCAGGAAUCGUUCACAUUUUAUUACAAUAUACCUCUUUAUUUAGAUUGAUAGCAUGAAGUUGACACAAUGACGUUGAUUCAAACAUGCCAUUUUCAACAUUGAAACAAGGUCAAAUAAAAUAUAUCUAAUCAAAUAUGAAAUGUAAUAUAAUUUAGGAAGAAAAAUAUUUUGUACAUUUCUAUGUGGAAUUUUCAACUCAAUUUCAACCUAUACAUAGUUCUGAUGAUUAUGUUGAAAUUAGAUUGAUGUAACAACCUGUUAGUCAUGGUAAAUCAAUGUAUUUAAGUAGAAGUUAUACCCUAAUUCCAAUGUUUACAACACUGGUUGAAAUUAGAUGAAAACAGUACUGGUUGAUGACUAUUUUCAAAUCCUAUGUAUUUUCCACGUUGAUUCCACAUCGUAAUACGUUGACAAAUUACGUUGAAACAACGUUGAUUCAACCAGUGUGUGCCCAGUGGGUCUGCUUGAUUUAAAACAUCUGUUUGAGUAAUUACAUACCUUUGAGAUCAGCAGUUCUGAUAUGAGAGGGUAUUUUUCUCCAUCAACUUCAAAAAGCCUCUGUGCAAGUAUUUUCUGAGCAAUACUAGGCUUUGUUUAUAAGUUUAUAUUUAGGAAGAAUAUAAUUGGUAUCAUAUCAAUAUAUCUCUAAGUAAGAUAAAUAAAAGGACAAUGUUUCUAUGUGAUAUCAGUUAACAUUAAUCUGAAUCUAAAUCUAAAACUACUGGAUGUAAAAGGUUCUCUGAUCUGCCUAGACUGAAUUAAAGCUUUGGACCGCCCUUUAGCUGUAAGCCACUCCCUUGUUCUUGAUAUUGGAUCUGUAUUAUGCUGCUAUCUUUGUUUGCUGCUAACUUUAAUCUGUGUCUCUUGUGUUUGUCAUCACAGGGUGACCGGGGUCCAGCUGGCCCGGCUGGAAUUCAGGGAGAAAAUGGUAUUGGACUUCCUGGACCAAAGGUAAGUUUAUUCUGUUAUUGCUUUUGUCUAACUAAUUAAUUGUUUUAUGUUACCUGUUCCAUCUCACCAUGUCUUGUUUGCAGGGUGAUCUGGGAUUCCAGGGAAAACCCGGCCCCCCUGGUCCACCAGGGUUGGGUGAACAAGGCCAACCAGUGAGUGGACUGAAACUCCCGACUAGCAUUUUACUGUAGCUUACUACAUUACGUAGUUUGGUUUCAUUGACAACCUGAUAGACUUUUUAAAACUUUGUGAGUGAUACUGUACACUGAGUUUACAAAACAUUAAGAACACCUUCCUAAUAUUGAGUAGCACCCCUUUUGCCCUCAGAACAGACUCAAUUUGUCAGGGCAUGGACUCUACAAGGUGUUGAAAGCGUUCCACAGUGAUGCUGGCCAAUGUUGACUCCAAUGCUUCCCACAGUUGUGUCAAGUUGGCUGGAUGUCCUUUGGGUGGUGGACCAUUCUUGAUACACACGGAAACUGUUGAGCAUGAAAAACCCAGCAGCGUUGCAGUUCUUGAUACAAACCGGUGCGCCUGCCACCUACAAUCAUACCUCAUUCAAAGGCACUUCAAUCUUUUGUCUUGCCCAUUCCCCCCUGAAUGGCACACAUACUGUACACAAUCCAUGUCUCAAUUGUCUCAAGGCUUAAAAAUCCUUCUUUAGCCUGUCCCCUCCCCUUCAUCUACACUGAUUGAAGUGGAUUGAACAGCUGACAUCAUUAAGGGAUCAUAGCUUUCACCUGGUCAGUCAUGGAAAGAGCAGGUGUCCUUAAUAUUUUGUAUACUCAGUGUAUAUCACAGUAGGAAACGUGAGUUGGGAUGACAACUACAAAUGCAGUGUCUUCUGACCCAAUGUUGGUAAAAGGAUAAUGCUGGUUUAUUUUACAGGGGCCUCAAGGGCCACAAGGUUUUCAAGGGGAGAAAGGACCCCACGGCGAGGGGCUCCCUGGGCCAAAGGUAUGAUUACGAGUUUGUCAUGACUAAAACGAAAAAUACAAUAGAGAAAUUAUCUGGCUACAGCGAGAAUGCGUUCCUCUUUAUUUUUAUACUCCAUUCUAUCUAGUGAGAUUUGUGUUAGUCCACAGCAUCAUUUCUGGGGUUACCGUUAGCUACAAUGCUGGAAGCAAAAUGUCCACCCAAAAGACCUUCGUUUUAUUACACCAAUAGCAGAAACAGACCUAAACCUUCCUUAAAUCAGAUGGCUUCUUAACCUCUUGAUUCUACCAGCGCCUGGGCUGUAGAAGAUGGCCAUCUGUUUGGCCAUAAUUGACCUCAGAAACUGAUAAGGACUUACAUGAGCAUGAAAGCACAACUCUCAUUCGCUGGAUUUUAGAGGGAAGAAAUGUGUAAUCAACACAUUGGCUGCAUCUGUCAAAGCCAGGCCCUGCUCUUCUCCAAAGUAGUCUACUCACAGCUAGUUCUCAGCCAAGUGUUACCAUUCAUGUUGAUGUGCACAAAACAAUGUCAUUUCUCCAUGUUGCAACUUGUAGAGUGACAUAUAAUAUUUUAUAUGUGGACUGUUCAAACAUCACAUACACAUGGAGAGGGCCUGGAUUUCCAUGGGAUUUAAGAGUGGCAAGCAAUCACAAAGUGGAAUACAUUAUGAAAACAUAGCUAUCAUUUUUUAUGACAGCACUUGGAGUUAAUCUUGGGUUUUAUUUUAGUUAUAUUAUCAUCAUAACACGUAGAGACAUGAACAUGAACACAGUGCUUAUAUUGGAUGAGUAAACAUAUAAACUAUCCUCAUGAACAAAGUAUUUAGCAAUGGAAUACUUCCUUCAGUCUGUUUUUCCUAGUUCAAGUCGGAACCUGAGAGCAUAUUAAAUAAUGGCACUGUCGAGAGUUUGAGCUGUGGUUGAUGCACUUACAUUUGGCAGUAGUAGGCAGAUCCUGGAAAAUGAGUGUAACACAGAAAAUGUCCUGAGGCAACCAAACAUCUGUCAUUGGCUCUUAUGGGAAAGCCCCCCUUCCCAAAAGGGGUCAUGGCAGUUCUAAAGGACAGGUCAACCCCCCCAACAAUUAAUAUGUUCCUGUCUGUGUGUCUGCAUUUAAUUAUUUUCAACUGUUGCUGAGGCAAUAAACAUGCCUUAAUUCAUCGCCCUCUUCCUCUGCCUAGUUUGAGAAGGGUAAGCAACACUCCUCAGAAGGAUAACGUUAACAGAUUUGGUAAUAACAUAACUUCAGUCAUAUAGGACCAUGUCAUACUACUCGCAAGACAGAGACAGGUGCUAACUUAACCCUCCCGGUCCCUACUACACUAUUGACUGAGCACAAUGAGGAUAGUGCUGUGAAUGUGUGAACCAGUGGGAGCUGGAUGUGUGACGGGAGAGAGGGGUGAUGACUUGUCUUUGUUCGACAGGGAGACCGGGGGCUGGCCGGACCGAGGGGGCCAAGAGGACAGACGUGUGCAGGAAUCAAAGGAGAAAAGGUGGGCUGUAAAUACAUCAUUAAUCAAUGCCAUUCACACAAACAUGCCAUGUCUACCCAACAAAAGACCUAAUGAAGUUCAUAAAGAAGCCUUGGAUCCUCCCUCUGGGCCUCCUUGAAGCGCUCCAUUGAGAAAGAAAGGGCGGGGGGAGGGUUAUAGCUGUAGUUACUGUGGGAAAGUUGAAGGUAGGAUUCUUUUUGCAUGUUGUAGGAUUCAAUAAACAACCAUGCCAAAUUGUUACAUACAACUACUGGCAUAACCAGUGUCUAGCACUCAAAUUAAACCACAUUUAUUGGUGGUUAGGGAUUUUAUCUCUCUGUAGUCAAGAACAAGAUAUUGUAUAUGCUGUAUAUCACAUUUAAAGAAGGCACUCAUGCAGAUAUUCAGCCUGGUGAUUCUAUUAGUACCAAUUAUCUUGAUUUUAAGACAUAAAGGCCAAUAAACUCAUGAAGGGUCAAAUGACAACCUAGACCUCAAACAGGGCCGGAUUAAUGCAGGGGUUUAACGGCUGAAGCCCCUGGGCCCAGACCCAUGGGGGGCCCAAGAGGAAGCAAAAAAGUAAUAUAUUGAUAUUAAUAAUAAUGUUUUACAAUAAAUAAUAAUAAAGGAAAUAUAUACUGUAUAUAUUAUAUACUGUAUGUAGUAUAUAUUUUGUAUUUUUUUUUACAGCAACUGCCAACCACAGGAGGACUCAGGAGCCUGCUCUCAAUGAGUGUAGACUGUGGAUAACUGUGGAUUUAAAUAACUGUGGAUUAGGUUUUAUCACAAGCACAUACAGGUAUCUGCCAAAAUAAAGGAAACACCAACAUAAAGUGUCUUAAAAGGGUGUUGGGCCACCACGAGCUGCCAGAACAGCUUCAAUGCGCCUUGGCAUAGAUUCUACAAGUGGACCUAAACCAUGCCAGGAAAAUGCACCCCACACUAUAACAUAUACUUUGUAUACCUUGCUUACGCAAGUGUUUCCUUUAUUUAGGCAGUUAUCAGUUUGCCUACAGUUGAGAAGGCCGCAGUUUGGGCAGCAUGCGUGUCAAAUAUACAGCGUGUCAAAUAUACAGCAUGCGUGUCAAAUAUACAGCGUUGUGGCCAUAGACAUAUAAUCCAUAGAAGGGUUUUGGAACCUCUUACCCUGGCAAUUUGACUGUUAAACUCAUUGGUACACUAGCGAUGGAUGCCAGUCCUGACUUGAAUGGGAACUGCCAUCUAUGGAUUAUAUUUUUAUGGUUGGUUGCGGCUGUUGGUUUGCCUUUUACAGAUUUCUAAAUACAUUCGUGGGGAAAACGUGCAGUUUGGAAAGCAAAUGCCCACUGCUGAAAAGAGAAGACUAUUCUGUCUUUAGAACCAAUAGAAGAAAAAACAAUUCUCGGCGCUUGUAACGCCAAGGUAGUGGGUUCGAUCCCCGGGACCACCCAUACACAAAAAAAUGUAUGCACGCAUGACUGUAAGUCGCUUUGGAUAAAAGCGUCUGCUAAAUGGCAUAUUAUUAUUAUUAUUAUUAUUAACAACUCCCAAUUUUUAGCUAACAGCAGCACUGUUUUAUAUCAGUAUAUCAUCUUGAGAUAGGCUAUUGCCACAAUGAGCGCAUCGGCCAUCACAGUGAGCUGGGGGGAGAGGAGCCUAUAAAAAACAAAACCCUGGGACUUAUGAUUUCUUCAUCCGGCCCUCAACCCUUUUUAUGUUUGACCUCAGGGUGAGUUCGGGCCUCCAGGUCAUCCAGGACUUGUUGGACUUACGGGAGCGGGCAUCCAGGGGGAGAAGGUAAGCUGAGUGGCGAAGAGUAACGUGACACUACACUUGCAUGCACAUCACACACGUGAUUGUGAUUUUUAUUCCCCAGGGAGUGGAGGGUCCCAGGGGUCCACCUGGCGGCAGAGGGCCUCAAGGAGAGGGCUUACCUGGACCUAAGGUUGGUAAAGACCAUGCAAAGCCAUGAAUUGAUGGCCAAGACCAUAUAAUUCUCUGAUUGCUGUUGUUUGUAGCUAGCCUGUUGUUUUUGCCUGGUGGAUUUCUUCACACUACUUUCCAUUCUCUUAUUUCUAGGGCGAUCAAGGUUUACCAGGAGAGCUUGGAGCUACAGGGGAGAGAGGCGUUGGUGAGCCAGGGGCAAAGGUAAGACAAAUACCUUAUCCACCCUCUUCCAAGUAAUAAAAAACACCUUCUCAAAUAAGCCUGUUGAACUUGUGAUAUAUUUUAAAAAGCAAUUUGUUUAUUUUCCAGGGUGAGCCUGGUGCAUCUGGCCUGGCUGGCUUACCUGGUCUUCCAGGCGAGGACGGGGCUCCAGGACAGAAGGUGUGUUAUUUCACCUUUACACCACUUCUAUAGAUCCAGUGUAGUUCUAUAGAUCCAGUGUAGUUAUAUUGAUCCAGUGUAGUUAUAUUGAUCCAGUGUAGUUCUAUAGAUCCACUGUAGUUCUAUAGAUCCUGUAUAGUUAUAUAGAUCUAGUGUAAUUCUAUAGAUCCAGUGUAGUUCUAUAGAUCCAGUAUAGUUCUAUAGAUCCAGUAUAAUUCUAUAGAUCCAGUAUAGUUCUAUAGAUCCAGUAUAUUUCUAUAAAUACAGUAUCAUUCUAAAGAUACAGCAUAGUUCUAUAGAUCUUAUAUAGUUAUAUAGAUCCAGUAUAGUUCUAUAGAUACAGUAUACCACAAAGAAAAGGAAUAUGUCAAUGUGAAAUGGUUUCUGUCUGUCCCAUCUACCCUUCGCCACUGCCAGGGUGAGGUGGGUGUAGCUGGCAUAAGAGGUCCUGAGGGAGCAGCAGGGAUCGGCACCCAGGGCGAGAAGGUGCAUUUCACAUCCUUACCGUUCUGUCAUACUAACCUGUAAGCACCAAGAGGGGGUCAUGUAAAAUAUGCGUGCUCCACCCCUACCAGGGAGACCAGGGUCAGAGGGGCAUCCGUGGAUUACAUGGACCUCCUGGCAUGACCGGACCGUCAGGGGCAAAGGUAAUAUUAACAAUAAUAAUAAUAAUAAUUGGUUGCAUUUAUGUAGCGCCUACAGUAGGUGCUCAAAGCGCUUUGCAUAGUAAGGGGGAAACUCAAUGUGUAGCACCCAUUAUUUUGUGCCAGAAUGCUCACCACACAUAAGCUAGCAUGGUGGAGAGGUGAAGAGUGAUAUAUGCCAAUUGGGAAUCAGGGGGAUGAUUAGGUGGCUAUGAUUGAAAAGGGCCAGGUUGGGAAUUUGGCCAGAACAGCGGGUUAACACCCCUACUCUUACGAUAAGUGCCAUGGUGAGAAUAACACUGGCUGAGACCAAACACAAUCUGAUCACAGCACGGCAGAUUUAGUGAACCUGAUAGUAUUGUUUGCUUUGAACUACCAUUAUUUAUUAAAUGAACGUCUAUUUAGGUUAUUUACAACCAACACUCAACACACACUCUAGUAACUGCAUAUUUGUUCGAGAUUGUUGUAACAGUAGCCCAACAAUUUGAGUUCAACCAAAAUACACUAGAAGAUUACAAAAGUGGCAAACAUCUGUGCAGGCUGUUGGUAGUGUAGGGAGUGUUUGGAUAAAGGGAGUGUCUGUAGAGUUCGAGUGAAAUUCUUGCCCAUUCUUCUUUCAGGGGGAGCCUGGCACACCAGGCCGACUGGGCAUGCCAGGACUACCGGGACGGGCCAUUGCAGGUCCCAAGGUAAGACAUCCACAUCUAUUAACACCCUGUUUCUCUAUGCAGGUCUUGGCAGGUACUGUACACAUUUGGCAGGCCUGUGAGCUUGCAGUAAGAAACACUGUUACACGCAGUCCAUUGCAAUGCAUCGUCAGAUCCUGGCUGAUGAACAGCAUUGGGAUUAUCUUAUCUCAUUCUCUGUCUCAGGGUGAUCUAGGCCCUCCUGGUCCCUCUGGGCCUAUUGGAGAGACAGGCUAUGGGCUACCUGGGCCAAAAGUAAGUGUUGCAAUUCACAACAAAGAAAGAUAUGAUAUUACUAUUACUAUGAGGCACAUGCUCAUCGUUUGAAUGAUGUUUUUACCAGGGUGACCGUGGUAAUCCAGGUCCAUCAGGUCCUUUUGGGCCCAAAGGUGAAGGUUUCCCUGGUCCAGUGGUGAGUACUUACAACCAACAUGAAUUAACUGCAGAUUACUGGUGUUAAACCAAACUUAGUCUCUCAUUAAGUUUGGAUUGUUCCCUGUUCCUUUUUUAGGGUCCUCCAGGCCUUCCAGGUCUACAGGGAGAGCAGGGCCCUGAGGGUGUUGGCAUCCCAGGACCUAAGGUACUUGUUAUGUAUCUGUCCCUAAAUCUUCUAUGCAUGUCAAUCUGCUACAACGUACUACAUGUCAAUGUGAAUGUGUAUUAUGUAUUGCAUGUGACUCUAAAUCUGUAUGUCCCAGGGAGACAUUGGCUUCAGAGGAUUGCCAGGUUUGCCAGGCCCAAAAGGAAAGGGUGUGCAAGGACCACCGGUAUGAAGCUAAUAUUAACAAAACGUCCAUUAUUCAGCCAUAGGUCACAUUCUGAGUGUAAUACGUGGCAUAGCUUAACACAUACCAGUAGUCCAGCUGUGAUGGCAAUGUCAAAUUUAAUCAACUUUAUUUAUAGUCUGUAGCCUGUCCGUCCCCUACGCAUAACACUAACAUAAUUGGUUUCCAGGGUAACAUGGGAAGGCAAGGACCCCCUGGUCCAAACGGGCCCCCAGGGGAAGGUCUGCAGGGCCCCAAGGUAUGUUUAAUAACACAGUCCACUCCUGACCUAUGACCUUUAGUGUGCUAUAGCUCUUUUCCAAGUACAUUGCCUUUGGGUAAAUGAUUGAUUGAUUUAUGGUUCAUCUUUUGUAUUUUAGGGUGAGCAGGGGUCUCAGGGUGUGACAGGGCCAAGGGGACCCUUAGGGGAAGGAUUCUCAGGAGCUAAGGUAAGAGGAUGACUUCAACUCAUACUUCAACUCAUACUUCAACUCAUACUUCAACUCAUACUUCAAAUCAUAACUUCAACUCAUUACGCUCUUCUACUGAUGGAUGCAGUGACCUUGUCUCUAACAACAGCCCUCCUGUUUCUUCCUCCUGUCUCUUCACUGCAGGGCAACCGUGGCUUGCAGGGUGAGAGAGGAAAUAAGGGUGUAAAGGGGGACAUGGGAGAUCCUGGGGUUCCUGGAGAGUCUGUGCGUUUUCUAAAUAUUAAUUGUUUUACUGAAAUUGCUGUUUUAUGUUAUUUUGUAUAAUUUCAAAGUAGUGAUGUAUGAAUCAUUCAAAUGUUUUCUCAUAUCUCAGGGGAGGCCAGGAGUAAAGGGUGAAGCAGGGCUUACAGUAAGUUCACAAACUUUACACACUGCUUGAUUGAUUCUGUGUAAUAGAGAACAAUAUGAAAUAUGAAUAUAACUUUCACACUUCUAUCACUUCCAGAGAGAAGACAUCAUUAAAUUGAUCAAGGAAAUCUGUGGUAAGACUAACACCAUGAUAAUAAUAAAUCCAAGCUAAAACAUAAAGAAUAAAUUAAAUAAUGUUAGGAGUUAUUCAGCAUCUUUCUCUUGCUUUUAGGAUGUGGAAUCAAGUGCAAGGAGAGGCCAAUGGAGCUUGUAUUCGUCAUUGACAGCUCAGAGAGUGUUGGUCCGGAAAACUUUGAAAUCAUCAAGGACUUCGUCACAGCAUUGGUGGACCGUACCACUGUUGGACGUAACGCCACCAGAAUUGGACUGGUCCUGUACAGUCUGGAUGUCCACCUGGAGUUCAAUCUGACGCACUACAUGACCAAACAAGAUGUCAAGCAGGCCAUCAGGAAGAUGCCCUACAUGGGUGAGGGCACCUACACUAGCACUGCCAUCCGGAAGGCUACCCAGGAGGCCUUCUACAGUGCCCGUACUGGGGUUAGGAAGGUGGCCAUUGUUAUCACAGAUGGACAGACAGACAAACGAGAGCCUGUGAAGCUGGACAUUGCUGUGAGGGAGGCCCAUGCUGCCAACGUUGAGAUGUAUGCCCUGGGGAUUGUCAACACCUCAUAUACAAACCAGGCCGAGUUCCUGCGUGAACUUAAUCUGAUCGCCUCUGACCCUGACAGUGAACAUAUGUACCUCAUCGACGAUUUCAACACUCUACCAGGUGACUAACACGGUCAUAUGUGUGUAGUAUCACACAUUACUUAAUACAAAGCUGUUGUUCAGUAAAAACAACUUCACCCUUUAUUCUGUCAUACAGAUAUCAUAUAUUAUACUUUAACUGAGGUUGUCAUUUCUCUCCUGUCUUUCAGCUCUGGAGUCAAAACUUGUUAGCCAGUUCUGUGAGGAUGAGAAUGGAGCCCUUGUGUUGAAUCGCAUCGCUAAUGGCUUUGGAAGGAAUGGGAACAACGGCAAUGGGAACAACGGACAUGGGAACAACGGACAUGGGACCAACGGACAUGGGACCAACAGACAUGGGAACAACGGACAUGGGAACAACGGACAUGGGAACAACGGACAUGGGAAUAACGGCUAUGUGGACAGCGGCUAUGGAACCACCUAUAAUAAGGAUCCUAUCCUAAAUCCGAGUAGACGCACCAGUUCCCAGAGUCACAUCAGAGGCCGUGGAGAUAACUUUACUCUGCCCCUCAAUCCUGGACCACUCCCAGUGCAGGUCCAAGUAGGCCUUUACAGGACACAUUUAUAUCAUACAAAGUAACUCUCCUUAGGCAUUAUAGAGGACCAAUUGAAUGAUUGCUUUGUAAUAGUCAUUGCUCUGCUAGUCAAUUAAUACAAUUUUAGCAGUAGAGGGUUGAGUUACCGUCUAACUAAUCUAUGUGUGUGUGUCAUCAAUCAGGUGGAUGAUGAAGAGGGUGAGGAUUUAGACAUAAGGAACCGCGUGCGAGGAGGUAGUACUGUGGCUGUAGUUAACAAAACAGUAUCCAUCCUCCCUGCAAGGGAAAGCUCCCACUCCAACACAGCUGUCUCAACAUCAUCAUCAGGAUCAGCAUCAUCAUCAUCCUCAGGAACAUCAGGUUCACCUUCAUCGUCCAGCAAGGGCCAAUUUCGGCCUGUAUCAAUUCCAAUCCCUAAUUCUAUUUUCCCCCAAGGUUAGGACCUAACACUGCAACAUGUUCACAACUACAUCAAUAGUCACGUCAUCUCUCAAUAUGUUGUGUUAGAUUAAGAAACAUGGUCAUUUCUGUCUUGGAAGUUAACAUUCAAAUAUCUUUACACGUUUUCAAAUUCCUUGAAUGUAUGUCAUACCUCUCCUUCGAUGUUGUUUUGUCAGAAUCCAUCCCGCUCGAUCCCCUCUGUAACCUGAGUUUGGACCAAGGCACCUGUCGAGAGUAUAACAUCCGGUGGUAUUACGACAAACAGGCCAAUUCCUGUGCACAGUUCUGGUAUGGAGGCUGUGAAGGAAAUGCCAACCGUUUUGAGACAGAGGAUGAGUGUAAGAAGACCUGUGUUCUAUCUAGAACAGGUAUGUCCCACAGCUCAUAGAGAUCUUAAGCCUCUGUGCUCUGUUUUCUGGCAUUCUUUUUGACAUGCUCUCUCUGUAUUUUCCACAGCUGGUUAAAACAGGCAGAUGAUCAAUCAACUCAUCAGAACAAUCAUCCAUGGAACCAACUAACCAAAGUGCAGAGGAUUAUUUGAACAGUAUUUAAUAAUAGUCAACUACUGAUAUCUAAAUAUGGUAUAUUUACAACAGGCAUUUAUCAUUGGAAAUAACUAUAUUUUGCAGCUCUCUGUGUCUCUCUCUCU
This is a messenger RNA of Coregonus sp. 'balchen', 22267 nucleotides long. Lineage: Eukaryota; Metazoa; Chordata; Actinopteri; Salmoniformes; Salmonidae. The record is from the annotation of a GenBank genome assembly.